Molecule: messenger RNA, 1172 nt
Organism: Olea europaea var. sylvestris
Lineage: Eukaryota; Viridiplantae; Streptophyta; Magnoliopsida; Lamiales; Oleaceae
Product: kinesin-like protein KIN-5D
Exons: 9
Coding region: 51-1157 (368 amino acids)
Molecular function (GO): plus-end-directed microtubule motor activity
Source: RefSeq, a predicted model, not a curated record
AGACUGAGGCUACUGAAGAGCUCCGAGGUCGCCUAGAAAAACUGCAAACAAUGUACGGUUGUGGUAUCAAAGCCUUAGAUGAUUUGGCAGGGGAACUUGAUGGUAACUCGGGGUCAACUUUUUGUCGCCUGAAUUCAGAAGUUUCUAAACAUUCCUCUGCUUUAGAAGAGCUCUUCAAGGAAAUUGGUUCCGAGGCUGCUGUGUUACUUCAUGAUCUUCAAAAUAGUCUGCACAGUCAAAAGACUAAAUUAACUGCAUAUGCUCAACAGCAACGAGAGGCAUAUACCAGAGCAAUUGCAACUACGAGAUCAAUUUCCCAAAUUACUGUCAAUUUUUUCAAGACUUUAGAUAUGCAUGCCUCAAAAUUAGGGGAAAUUGUGGAAGAAGCACAGACAACUAAUGAUCAGAAAUUAUCUGAACUUGAAAAGAAAUUUGAGGAGUGUUCUGCCCACGAAGAAAGUCAACUCCUACAAAAAGUAGUAGAGCUGCUCGCUGCUUCAAAUUCUAGGAAGAAAAAAUUGGUUCAAAGUGCAAUUGUUGGACUUCGAGAAAAUGCAGCCAGUAGAACUAACAAACUACAACAAGAGGUGUCUGUCAUGCAAGACACUACUUGUUCUAUCAAAGGUGAAUGGACAACAUACAUGGAGAAGGCUGAAUCCCAUUAUCUCGAGGAUACAGCUUCAUUAGCAAGUGAGAAAGAAGAUAUGAAACGCAUUCUUCAGAGUUGCAUGGAAAAAGCAAAAUUGGGUGCAGAACAGUGGAUCAAUGCUCAAGAAUCCUUGCUUAGCUUAGAGAAGAGAAAUGUUGCUUCUGUGGAUGAGAUUGUCAGAGGAGGAAUGGACACCAUUCAAGUCUUGCGCAGACGAUUUUCUUCUGCUGUGUCAACUGCUUUUGAAAAUGCAGACACUGGAGGCAAGAAUCUCCUCUCGUCCAUUGACCGUUCACUACAACUUGACCAUGAGGCAUGUAGCAAUCUUAAUUCCAUGAUUGUUCCUUGUUGUGGAGACAUGAGAGAACUAAAGAGUGGACACUACCAGAAAAUUGUGGAAAUCACAGAAAAUUCAGGAAAAUGUCUUCUAGAAGAAUACAUGGUAAGAAAUCCGAUCAACAUGAUUUCUUUUGUUUUUUUAUCUUCCACACAAAAAAUAUUACAAUAGCAUUUUUUUAACAUA